Messenger RNA from Micropterus dolomieu (smallmouth bass), 1901 nucleotides. RefSeq names its product guanine nucleotide-binding protein G(olf) subunit alpha-like. Gene Ontology annotation, cellular component: heterotrimeric G-protein complex. The record is from RefSeq and is a predicted model, not a curated record. Gene Ontology annotation, molecular function: G-protein beta/gamma-subunit complex binding; GTP binding; GTPase activity. The coding region runs from base 858 to 1382 and encodes 174 amino acids. Gene Ontology annotation, biological process: adenylate cyclase-modulating G protein-coupled receptor signaling pathway. Lineage: Eukaryota; Metazoa; Chordata; Actinopteri; Centrarchiformes; Centrarchidae. The transcript is spliced from 5 exons.
AACUGACUGUCUUUAUGCCACGCCUGACCAACUGACUGGCUUUAUGCCACGCCUGACCAACUGACUGGCUUUAUGCAACGCCUGACCAACUGACUGGCUUUAUGCAACGCCUGACCAACUGACUGGCUUUAUGCCACGCCUGACCAACUGACUGGCUUUAUGCAACGCCUGACCAACUGACUGGCUUUAUGCCACGCCUGACCAACUGACUGGCUUUAUGCCACGCCUGACCAACUGACUGUCUUUAUGCAACGCCUGACCAACUGUCCUCUGACUGUCUUUAUGCAACGCCUGACCAACUGUCCUCUGACCGUCUUUAUGCAACGCCUGACCAACUGACCUCUGACCGUCUUUAUGCAACGCCUGACCAACUGACCUCUGACUGGCUUUAUGCCACGCCUGACCAACUGACUGUCUUUAUGCAACGCCUGACCAACUGACUGUCUUUAUGCAACGCCUGACCAACUGACUGGCUUUAUGCAACGCCUGACCAACUGACUGUCUUUAUGCCACGCCUGACCAACUGACUGGCUUUAUGCCACGCCUGACCAACUGACUGUCUUUAUGCAACGCCUGACCAACUGUCCUCUGACCGUCUUUAUGCAACGCCUGACCAACUGUCCUCUGACCGUCUUUAUGCAACGCCUGACCAACUGACUGGCUUUAUGCCACGCCUGACCAACUGACUGUCUUUAUGCAACGCCUGACCAACUGACUGUCUUUAUGCAACGCCUGACCAACUGACUGUCUUUAUGCCACGCCUGACCAACUGACUGUCUUUAUGCCACGCCUGACCAACUGACUGUCUUUAUGCAACGCCUGACCAACUGACCUGAUUAACACGUGUGUCCGUCAGCAUGUUUGAUGUCGGAGGACAGCGAGACGAAAGGAGGAAGUGGAUCCAGUGCUUCAAUGAUGUGACCGCCAUCAUCUUCGUGGCGGCCAGCAGCAGCUACAACAUGGUGAUCAGAGAGGACAACUCCACCAAUCGGCUGCGAGAAUCUCUGGACCUCUUCAGAUCCAUCUGGACCAACAGGUUUCUGAAGACCAUCUCAGUGAUCUUGUUCCUGAACAAACAGGAUGUGCUCGCUGACAAGAUUCUGGCUGGAAAAUCCAAACUGGAGGAUUAUUUCCCCGAAUACAGCAACUACCAAGUACCUGCUGAGGCUGUUCCAGAUGCUGAUGAAGACCCAAGAGUGUCCAGAGCCAAGUUCUUCAUUAGAGACGAGUUUCUGAGGAUCAGCCAGUCGAGCACUGAUGGGAAACAUUACUGCUAUCCUCACUUCACCUGCGCCAUCGACACAGAAAACAUCCGCCGUGUCUUCAACGACUGUCGUGACAUCAUCCAGCGCAUGCACCUGCGGCAGUACGAGCUGCUCUGAUUGGCACUCAUCUGCCCCUCCCCCCGGACUGACACAUGUAACAUGAAGAAGCUAAUCUGAUAUCUAAUCAAUACCAAUAGAUGCUGAUGUGAACACUGUUUAUGGCACAAUUAUUACUCUGCAGUUAUUUUUAAACAGCCUUUAACUGAUUAAUGAUUAAUUUCUCCAUACCUGUCUGAUGAAGGGGAUUGUGGGUAGUGUAGUUCUCUCGAUGAAAAGGAUGUGGUUUUUCUGCCAUUGCCAAGGCAACGGUCUGUCAUAUGGGCGGGGUUUAAAAACUAGUUUAACCUUUAAAUAUAUUUUUUCAUGUUUCUGUACUCGACAAAUAUAUUAUCUUUUCUCUGAUUGGCUGUUAGACUCUGAUGUCAUUCUGUGUUUUCUGAAGCUGUUAGACAAAAUUCAGAAUUUAUAGACAGUAGAUUUAUUUAAAGAGGGAACUAGCUACCCUCAGAUAAAGAUCAAACAUUUAUAUCAACAACCUUUAGGAAAGACGUCAUAUUAAAGAAUUUUUAUGUCAAA